GAGGCAUCCGCACCUUCCUUCCUCAACUAUGAUGGGGUAGGUGGCCAUGGUUGUACUCAAACAGCAUGAUGAGUGCAGCUGAUAAUUUAGUAACGGGAAGCUGAGCAACCAUGUUUCUAGCCCUUAUACUGAUGUCUGCUGCUGACCCGUGUGGCAGCAAGUCUGUGAAGCUGGCAGCAUCAGCGGGAGUGGCAUCAAGCAACGCGCUCAACCCGUGUGGGCAGUUCAAGUGCUCCAAGGCCGGAUCAUCCAAUCGCUGUGCCUGUGCUUCUACCCACUUUGUGGAGGCCUCUCACCCCGACGGCUCAAAAACAUGCGCCUAUGUGGACGCCUGUGGGCUGGCAGGCAGCAACCCGUGUGUGGUGGGCACGUGUGUGAACGAUGGCAGGGGCAGCUACUCCUGUGUGUGUCCCCCGGGGUUCAUCCAAGGCACCACUGCGACGGGAACCCUCUCCUGCGCUCCCGGUGACAGCAAGGGCAGCUACACGGUACUUGGCAGCAAUGUGCGGUGCUUUCACUUGCUGCCUGUACUUGGCCUCACGCUGGACCAACUCAAGCAGCAGAACAAGAAGCUUUCCUGCACCAAGCCCAUCCCAGUGAACUCCAAGCUGAUUGUGAAGCUUCCUGUGCCCCUUCCCACCUGCUCUCUCUACUAUACCAUGCAACCUGGUGACGGCUGUGCAUCAGUGGCAGCCCUCUUUAACCUGACCGAGGGGUGCCCCGUGGAGGGCGAGGCAUGCGGGGAGGCGGUGGUGGGGCUCAACCCUGGGCUGGACUGUGCAGCGCUCACGGGCAGCCAGGCCGUGUGUGUGGAGCGGGAGGAGAGCAAGGCGGGGGUGGUGGCAGUGUGUGAGCAGCAGUACGAGCUGCAGGGCAGUGGCGGCUGCGAUGCUGCAAGGAUGGCCGUGGAUCCACCUCUGAGCCCCUUGGAGUUCCACCGCCUCAACCCCGGCAUCAACUGCAACAACCGCCUGCCGACUGAUUCAAUAGAGCGCUACUCAGAGCGCAAGGUGUGCAUUCGCAGCAACAUCAGGUUCAAGACAGGCACAUGCCCAGGGGGCACCUACACCAUUUCUGCUGGCGACAGCUGUGCAAUGAUUUAUGUGAAGGGGUUUGCCAGCAUCAAGGGCUGCUACAGGAAGAUGAAUGGAUUUGAGUGCCUGGAGAAGUUGCCCGUUGGGACAACUGUAUGCACCCCUGUUGCUUCUAGUGCAAGAAUUGGGACAUGCAUUGGGGAAUAGUGAUGCUCUAGGUGUAUGGUUUGCCUGGUUUCCAUUAUGAGGGCGUUUGGAAUAUGAAUGUGAGGCCAACCUGCCUCUGAUUUCCCAGAGAUCUUGGAGGGAUCGAGUCUGUUUUGACAGCCAAGUUAGAUUUUCAGGAAUGCCUGCCAUGACAACCAUCUGCACCCACGAUGCCAUUAGUGCCUGAGUGGUGAUUUUCUCAGCCGGGGCAUAAAAAUGCAGCACCUCCAAUCAGGGUCUCAGAUUCGUUUUAGGGAGGUUGA
Messenger RNA from Closterium sp. NIES-67, 1504 nucleotides. The record is from the annotation of a GenBank genome assembly. Lineage: Eukaryota; Viridiplantae; Streptophyta; Zygnematophyceae; Desmidiales; Closteriaceae.